Periophthalmus magnuspinnatus is the source of this 6861-nucleotide messenger RNA. RefSeq names its product calmin a (gene clmna). Gene Ontology annotation, biological process: nuclear migration. Gene Ontology annotation, molecular function: actin filament binding. Gene Ontology annotation, cellular component: nuclear outer membrane; cytoplasm; meiotic nuclear membrane microtubule tethering complex. The record is from RefSeq and is a predicted model, not a curated record. The coding region runs from base 476 to 3784 and encodes 1102 amino acids. The transcript has 13 exons. NCBI's taxonomy places the organism in Eukaryota, Metazoa, Chordata, Actinopteri, Gobiiformes, Gobiidae.
CUCGUUCAUCUCCGGCUCCUCAUUUUCUCCGCAGUUUCGUCGGGAUCAAACCCGCAGCGGGACGACGCACAAUGCGCCUUUUUCUUCAGUUUUAGCGCCGCGCGGACGUGGCCCUGUGCGUCUGCGUGGACAAUAACACGAGACACACGAGCCACAGCAGCACCACCAGGACCUCCACCACCUCCACACACCACCGGGACCUCCACCUCCGGGACCUCCACCUCCGGGACCUCCACCUCCGGGACCUCCACCUCCGGGACCUCCACCACCGGGACCUCCACCUCCGGGACCUCCACCUCCGGGACCUCCACCACCGGGACCUCCACCUCCGGGACCUCCACCUCCGGGACCUCCACCUCCGGGACCUCCACCUCCGGGACCUCCACCUCCGGGACCACCGGCGGCAGCUCGGACGCCUGCGCCCCGCGGGGAGGAGCUCUUUCCCGGGACACGCGCUCUGGUCCCGCGGCUGCAGAUGGCUGGACACGAGUGGGAGGACUGGUUUGAACGAGAGGAGUUAAUUGGUCAAAUCAGUGACAUCCGCGUGCAGAACCUCCAAGUGGAGAGAGAAAGCGUUCAGAAAAGGACAUUUACCAGAUGGAUGAACCUGCAUCUGGAGAAGUGUAAUCCUCCCAUCGAAGUCCAGGAUCUGUUCCGGGACAUUCAGGAUGGACAUGUCCUCCUGGCUCUGCUGGAGGAGCUGUCAGGCUGCAAACUGCUGCACGGAUUCAAAAAGUCCUCCCAUCGCAUUUUCCGACUCAACAACAUCGCCAAGGUCCUGUCGUUUCUGGAAGAGAGAAAUGUAAAGCUGGUGAGCAUCGACGCUGCCGACGUUGCCGACGGAAACUCGUCCAUCAUCCUGGGCCUAAUCUGGAACAUCAUCCUCUUCUUCCAAAUUAAGGAGCUGACUGGAAACAUCCGGAGCCAGUUCCCGUCGUGUUCCAGUCUGUCGUCUCUUCCCAACAGCUCGGACUCGGACACGUCCUCCAGCACGCCGUCCGAGGAGAGGCAGACGCCCGCGAACCCUCUGCGCGAGCACAGCAGAGCCAUCAAGAAACUGCUGCAGUGGGUCCAGAGGCGAACGCGCAAGUAUGGAGUGGCUGUACAAGACUUUGGGAAGAGCUGGACGAGCGGAUUGGCGUUCCUGGCUGUGAUUAAGUCCAUCGACUCCAGCCUGGUGGACAUGAGGAAGGCCCUGCUCCGGACGCCCAGGGAGAACCUCGAGGACGCUUUCCGGAUAGCGCACUACAGCCUGGGCAUCCCGAGACUCCUGGAGCCCGAGGAUGUGACUUUGAACGCACCAGACGAGCAGUCCAUUAUCAUGUACGUGUCUCAGUUCCUGGAGCACUUCCCCGGCAUCGAGGAGCCCGAGGAGCCUCUCCAAGUGAUCGAGCGCAGCGUCUCAAUGGGAAGACUGAACUUCCGGGAAACUGAUGCGGAACAUUUCAGGAACAGCCACAGAGGAGGGAGAGUACGGGAAAGGUCGUACAUGUUUCAAAGGGACAGCGCCGCGCCUCCACCUAAAAUUCUGAUAUCGUCUGUUUCCGAAGACAGGGGCAUCGUGUCGCCGCCGUUCCGACAAACUGCUACGCGAUCGUGGUCCACCGAAGGAAUCUUAUCCGACUCCUCGCGCACUGACGACAAAACCGAAGACAAAACUGAAGACAAAACCGAAGACAACUCGAGCGACGUCGUGGAAGAACCCCAAAAAGACACGACUGAAGAACUAAGCAACUCGGAAUUGCAGUGUUCCGAACUACGCGAUAGCAAUUCCCCAACAGAUUCCGCCCUGCCCGAAUCGGUGAUAGGCGAUUCCACCGUGAGUUCGCCAGACUCCUGGAUGGAAAGCGAGUAUAACGUAACGCCGGAGAAGUUUUCCGAAAGUCGUAGUGACAGUUCGUUGUACGACAGCGGAACGACGUGGGAUAUUUACCGCGCGACGCCGGUGGAGAUCACGAAUAGCGAUGAAGGAUUGGCGCCCAGCGAAGAUCGGCUUUCGGAAGAGCAGCCCGAAUUGUGCAUCGACGAGGGGAUUUGUUCGUUGAGUUCGCUGGAGAGUGCGCAGGAAGAGGUGAAGCGAAAAGAAGAAGGGAAAGAAACGGGAAAUGAGAACCAGGAAGUUGAACCGGAACAGCAGCGAUGUCAGGAAGAAGUUGCUCAGAUUGAUGGAAAUGUUGGGGUUUUCGUAGAGGCUGAAAAGUCAAGUUCAGGGGAUUCAAGGGAUUCGAAUGUACCUGACAGUAAAAAAGAAGUUACCGAUUCAACAAAACAUCCGGAUAAAGAGGAACAGGCUAAAGAAAGUGCAAAAGAACAAGAUAAAACGGACGUCAGAGUAACAGAUUUUGAUGUUGAUGGAAACCAGUCAAAUGAAAAUGAAAUUACCGACUCAAAAAAAGUCCAAAAAGAAAGCCCCAAGUUAGAUUUGGAGGGUGGAGAAGCGGUUAAGCGAGAUGACGCAAGUGUUGAAAGUGCGGAAAUACGAAAUAAAGAUCAUUUUGGACAAGAGGAAAGUGAUUUAAAACGUCACAAAGAAGGUGAUAACGCACCAACCACCGGCGACGGAUCUACCCCAAAUUCGCGACCUGCUGCGGACAUGACGAUUCCACUUAUAUCGAUUUCAAGUGAACCCGAUGACCAGUGUUUGUCAGGGUCAGAUUUGGAGGAAAAUUACGGUAGCGACGAGUUCGGUCAAGCAAAAGUUUCAGAAAGUAAAGAGGUCGAAGACGAAAACGAUGGCGUGAUUGCGUCUUGUUUCAUCACAGAGAAUAUCGACUUGAUCGCUUCAGAGGAGACGUCGGAUUAUAAAAACGGACAUUUCGAUGAGGAAUUUGAGGUUGUUGAGGCCUCAAAAGACGGGGACGAAUAUGUGGAAAUUAUUGAAGAUGUACAAGAAGAAAUAGUUUCGCAAAAUGUUUUGAAAAAUCACUUGGUUUGUUCGAAUUUACAAUCGGGGCUGGAGUCAGACGAGACGGAACAGGUGAUGUUCAGCGAUCAACGAGAAGGACUUUGCACGACUGUUUCUGCAACCGAAGCGCCCAACACACAAGAAACGUCAACGGAUACAGUUAAGUCCAACGGCAAUGCUGUUCCGAUAGCUAAUGACUCUGCCAACGCACCUGAAGCUCAUUUAUAUAAAGACUAUAAAGAGGAGCUGGUAGAUCUGGAGCCUAUGGACUUGUUCUAUCCCGAUAAAGACGUUCCGCCGUACGUAGAACCGGCGGAGGACGUCCAGAGCUGGCCUUCGGUCCUGAGCGUGUCGCCCCUGCAGCCCGCUCCAGCCUCUCUGGACCUAUCAGACGAGCCGACGCUCACCCGGCCUGAAGAAGACUGGAGCGGAGAGGAGGUGAAGAGCGGAGUGAGACAGACCCAGGACCGAGCUCCGGACACGACCUUUGCCCUUCGGGACUGGUUUGGCGACGUCUCUGCUAAACCUGUGUCUAAUGAAGAAGACGUCAUCGAUCUGAGAGCGGCGGCGGCGGCUUCGGCCCAGGACGCCACAGACCCCACGAGAAGUUGCAUUAAUAGCGGCGGCUCGGGUCCAGAUGGAAACCAGAUCGCUCCAGUUCUGCGGCAGAGAAAAGGCCCACGCUCGUCUCAGCACGCGGACAAUCAGAGCAGCGUGACAUCGGACGCCAGCGAGGACCACGUCUCCGAUUAUGGGCUCGGGGACAGCUGGGAGCCGUACGUGCUGCUGCUGCUGUGGCUGCUGCUCUAUUGCUUCUGGGUUUUGCCGCAGUUGGACCUGAAAACAGUGCCCAGUCUGUUCUUCAACGUCAGACAAUAAGAAACGCAUCGCCAAAACUGCAAUAAACACGUCUACAUGAGGUUCAUUUACUCGGAUUCUGAGUUUUUAAAGCAGAAAUAGAUGCAGGACCCUCGUUAAAGCCGGAGAGACGAGACGUGAACGACCGAUUUCACUUUCAUAAAUAAAACAAACACGGAUCAGCGUUAAAUGUGCGGCGUUUCCUCGUCGAGUUCUGUCGAUUCAAGCGUCGGAGCGAACCGUGAAAACAAUUAUCACCACCGUUCAAUACGAUUUAGCAUGAAAUAAAACUAAAGCUCAGUGUUUUUUUCGCGGCAGAUCGUUUCGCUUUGAAUUAAAAAGGCAAAUUUAAAGAUAAUCCUGCAGAAAUGUCACGUGUUGUGUCUAAAUCAAAGUGUAAAUUGAUUUGACGUCAUUUGUAAUUAAUUAAAAUAUCCUGUAAUUGACAUAUUUAGCUGCCAAUUGUUUAAAAAAAAAGUCUAAACUCUUCAAAAAUGAUACAAAUCCAGAUGAAUAUUGUUCGUUGAAGUAUUUUACCUCAUGUAGAUGUUUCUUUUUGCAGCACACACGACAUUACUGCAGCACAUUUUACAUUUUACUCACAGCCGAACUGCCAGACUCUCGCUCUCGUCGCUUCCUCUGCACCAAGUGAAGGUUUUUAUUUAACAUUUAUAUUUCAGCGUUUUAGAUUUGGCUCAUUUUAACGUAAACUGUGGCUUAAACGGGUCGAUUUGAUAAAGUGAUAAAGAGGGUCACUGCUGGAAUAUUCAAAUCUACACUGUGCAACUCGCAUCGUCAAGGGGUUAAUUCAUCAAAUUUGAGUCAUUUUCUAAUUCCUGUUCUGAAUUUGAGCAGAUUUUACAUCAGAAAGGCCAGUUAAUAGAAUAAACUCUGCCAUUUUCACACAGUAAUUUCAGAAAACGACGCAUAAAUGUGUGUAGUAUGUCGUAGUAACUCGAUAUUGUAGAGUAAAAGUGGUUCGUUUUACUCGUCCGCCAUCUCCAGACACAGUAAACACAUAAGAUUCAGGACUUAUUUUAACUCAGAUGCCAUUCCGGACGCUAAUAUUUGCAUUUUUUAAAAGUCCACUGGCUUAAAACUGUUCUCCUGACUAAACUCAAACAUUUUUAACACACGUAUAAUCGCAGUUUUUUAUUCCUCUAACUGUAAUAUUAGUUUUAGGGCAUCACAUACUUUACCUUUGACAGUGCGUAUUACAUUAUUCAGUUACAGACGCCAUUUUGAGGACUUGUUUCGCACUGCUGCUAUGGCGACCGUCCUUAUUUCUCGUCACUCUUAACCCACAGAUGAAUCCGAGCAGUGUCCCUCGUUUUCAUUUCACAGAUUUCGCUCUUAUUUAUCGAUAUAAUACAUGACGUGUGUUUUAUUGCUGUAAAAAGCUGAUGAAAUAUUAUAAUAAUCGACAAAACGCAGAUGUACAGGCCGCACUAACUUGUAGAUAUAGAUGUAAACUGGAUUAUGAAUGCACCGUUGCCUCUUUCGACAAGCCAUUUUACCCAGAGAGAUGUUGUAUUUUCAAAGCGCUACGGGUGGAAAUGCGAGUAGUUAUUAGAGUUAUAUAAUUGUGAGAAUGUUGCUUUAGAUCUGUUUAAAUGAAGGUUAAGAAAUUGCACUUUUAAAAUGUAUCGGUGAAUAAACUGCCAAAGACGGAAGCGCUGUAACUGCAGAAUGAACUCGCCGCGACUAACAUAGAAAUACAUGCUGUUCAACUCUCCGUUAUGUAAAAUAUUAAAGUCUAUUUGUAAUAUUUUGUCUGAUACGGUAUAUGAAUGGAUUUUUGUAUAAAGGUUUUAUGAAAAAAAUCUAUAAAAUGUUGCUUAAGCUUGCUCCACGCCUGCCUGUAAUAAGAGAAUGCAUUACAGCGUUAUUAUAUUUCUAUGUUUUAUUUUUGGCAAAGUCUUAAAAAAAAACACUAGGACUGACGGACACGACGACAAAGUGCAAAGGUUUUACGCAGGUUUGAGAAAAGCUAUAACCGUUUUUUAUUAUUUUUACAAAACCGUUAGACGCCACGAAGCUCGACAAAUAGCAGAUUUCUUCGUUGCAUUUUUCUAAAUUUUUAUUUCAGUAACUUGACAACUUUGACGAGAGAAAACGUGACGCAAACUAUAUAAACAUGUGGCAUUUUGGGCGACGUUGCAGCACGCAUUGCCAAAAAAAAACAGACUUAUUAACAAAUUAAACUAUUAAAAUCAAACAUUAAAUCAAAAUGACAAAACACAAACUUCUGGAGAUUGAAAAUAUUGUAAGAUAUGACGACGUCUCUGUCUCAAAGGUUAGAUUUUGACCCAUAAAACUGAAAUUUAAUCCAGAUUUUCGCUUUUCUUUGCUUUCAGAUGUACAUUUUACAGUUUUGCCAACAGUUUUUCUUAUAAUCCUGCGUCAAAUGUUUGCACAGUUUCGCAAUCAAUGCCCAUCCAUAAGCACAAACAGGGGUCAUCGUUAGGUCUUUGUUUACUCUUCAUAAUCCAGACUUUCUCCAGCCACAACACUGAAUCCAUUCUUUCCCGUUCGCUCCAAAACAGUGGCCAUAGUUUAAAUGUCCAACACUGGAUGAGUUUUUGUCCCUUAAUCCUUGUGAGAACUGCUAGAGCUGUGUCCCACUUCAGUGCCUGCGUAUGCAAAGUAGUGCUAAAGAGCCAAUUAAAUUCAAUCAAACCAUGACAUGAACUGCUAACAGUGUAAUUCUGUGUGAAAUCAACAAGGCUCUGCAGAAACUGUCCAGGCUGUUCUGUUGUGGACACUGGCUGCGUGCGCACACAAGGGGCAGUUGUCAUUCUGGAUUAAAAAGGGGUAUACAGUUAGCCUUCACUGUUUUAUAUAGGAACAAAUGGGGAUAGAGAGCAGUUCAGUGCAUUUUCAAAGAUAUAUUUAAAUGUGUGAUUGUGUUUGGAGUUAUUAUGGCCACUGAAAAACCCCAUCCACGGAUUUCCCCCAUAGAAGACGACAAGGACUGACUGAUCUAGGAAAAACUAUAUAUAUAUUGUUUUUUUCUUUUUGUUUUUUGUAUCUGAAAUCGCAAAUGUUUUGAUUGUUUAACAGCACCGUCAAGUGCAAUAAAUGACUUAAUUGAAUAG